CACACGGCCACUUACGGUAGCUGCGGAUGCUUACGAAUAAAAGUCCGUAAGCAUCCGCAAGGAUCCGUAUCAUCCGUAAGCAUCCGUAUCCAUCCGUAAUUCAAUCCGCAGGAUCCGCAGACAUACGCAGAUCCGCAGCGGAAUUUUGAAAAUCUCAAAAUUUUGCUGCGGAUGAAAUAUACGUAAGCAUCCGCAGAAUAUACGUUAUCCAUACGUAAAAUACGUAACUCAUACGUAAGAUACGUAAACUCAUCCGCAGGAUACGUUAGAUACGUAACUGAUCCGCACACUUUGUCGGGUGUGCGGAUGCCUGCGGAUACAUAGGGGUACGUAAACACUAUUACGUAGGAGUUACGUAUGUUUAACGUAUUUUUGACAUAUAUAUUGCGGAUCUUACGAUAGGACUUGCGGUAAUUGCGUAUGCUUGCGGAUGGGAUACGAAUAUUACGGAUGGGAUACGGAUGUUACGGAUUGGAUAUGUAUGUUACGGUUGAGAUACGGAUAAUAUGCGGAAUUUUUACCUAUGUCUUCUUUCAUUUCGGCGGAUGUCGCCCAUGCCAAAUGGUCUUCACUUGGGUAUGCAACCCUUGAUGCUGCCAGCAUCCUCAUCAUUGUCAGUUCUUCAACUGUAGACUUUCACAGGUCACUCAAGAUGGAGAGAGAACGCCGCCUUGUGUUGCUGGAUUGUUUGAUGGCCAUCCAACACAAUCAGAUGCAGAUGAAGAUCCUGAUGGCCAAGAUGCAAGCCAUCCUUGAAAGGAGAAAAGAGAGGAUGUGUUGGGUUCGUCACUGGAUCACAUUGCGACCACACCAGGGUACCUAUGGUAACCUGAUGCACCUGCUACGCAAUGAGGAUGUUCAGGGCUUCCGCAACUUCACCCGCAUCACACCUGCCAUGUUUGCCGAAAUGGUCACCCGCCUCACUCCUCGCUUACAGAAGUAUGAUACCUGGUACAGGAAGGCCCUUCCAGUAGGCUUGAAGGUCGCCAUCACCAUGCGCUACCUUGCCAGUGGGGACUCCUACCACAGCCUGAUGUACCUAUUCUAUGUACCCCACAACACCAUCUCACUCUUGGUGUUGGACGUGUGUCAGGCCAUCUACGCUGAGUAUGGCGAGGAGACCAUCAGCAACCCAUCUACUCCAGAGGGGUGGAAGGGCAUUGCCCAGACCUUCUCCGACCGGUGGAACUUCCACCAUUGCCUGGGAGCCUUAGAUGGCAAGCACAUCCGCAUCAAGGCACCCGCGAACUGUGGCUCCCAGUUCUACAACUAUAAGGGGUACAACUCGAUUGUACUCCUUGCCCUGGUUGAUGGCAACUACAAGUUCCGGUGGGUGGAGGUGGGAGCAGGUGGUGCGAGUUCUGAUGCCCAGAUUUGGAACACGUGCAGUCUGAAAGAGGCAAUUGACGAUGAGAACAUUGGAAUACCACCAGAUGAGCCACUGCCUCAUGACGAUCGAGACAUCCCUUAUUUCGUGAUUGCUGACGCUGCAUUUGCACUACGCACCACCCUGAUGAAGCCUUUUGGUGCCAAGCCACUGACCAUGGAGGAGAGGAUAUUUAACUAUAGACUUUCCAGAGCCAGGAGAUGUGUGGAGAAUGCCUUUGGCAUUCUUGCAAACAGAUUCCGGUGUCUUCUGAGUGCUAUGGCACAGGUGCCUUCCACAGUGGAGACCAUCGUCCUCGCCUGCCUGUGCAUCCACAACCUCCUGAGAGACCAGGCAUCCGCUGAGCAGAAUGGCAUGAUGGACAGAGAGGACGACCAGCACAACAUCAUCCCGGGUGCAUGGAGAGAGGGGGGCGUGCUGGAUGACAUGCAACAGAGGCUUGCUGGCAACUACACCACCAAGAUUGCCAAGCGCCAGCGCCUGUACCUCAAGCAUUACUACAAUGGCACCGCCGGAGCAGUUCCCUGGCAGCAGCGCAUGGCCUAAGCAGUUGGCCAAACAUAACAAACAGACAAAUCAUGCAACUCUUGAUGCUUAAAUUUGACCAAAAAAAAAUUGAACAAGGUAACGAAAGGAUGUAAAUUUAUUUAUAAAAUCUGUGUUGAGAAAAUCUUUAAAACUCCUAUUUCACAAAACAAAUGGAGGAACAUUGUUUCAAAACCAAUUGUUACUUGGGACAAAAUUUAUAUGAU
This is a messenger RNA of Strongylocentrotus purpuratus (purple sea urchin), 2139 nucleotides long. RefSeq lists its product as uncharacterized. The coding region runs from base 524 to 1933 and encodes 469 amino acids. The record is from RefSeq and is a predicted model, not a curated record. The transcript is spliced from 2 exons. NCBI's taxonomy places the organism in Eukaryota, Metazoa, Echinodermata, Echinoidea, Camarodonta, Strongylocentrotidae.